Messenger RNA from Dermatophagoides farinae (American house dust mite), 836 nucleotides. RefSeq lists its product as uncharacterized. NCBI's taxonomy places the organism in Eukaryota, Metazoa, Arthropoda, Arachnida, Sarcoptiformes, Pyroglyphidae. The record is from RefSeq and is a predicted model, not a curated record.
AAAACCAAAAUGCUGUGUGUCACAAAAUACGCUAUAUAUAUAAAAAAUCAAUGCCAAAUUUUUUCUGUCCAACACAAUAAAACAAAACAAAACAAAAAAAAAUUCCACCAUCCAGAUUCAGAUUCAAUCAUUGAUCGUUUAUUGUAAUUGUUAAUUUUGUAAUCGUAAGAAAAUAGAUGAAUAAAAUGAAAUUAUCAUUGUUGAUCGGUUUUAUUUUGGCCAUUCAUAUUGGCCAUUCUAUCGCAACAGAUUCCUAUGAACAAACAUUAAUGAAAAUUGAUGCAAAAUUUGAAAAUUUGAAAAAUAAUCUUUCAAAACAGAAAAAUGCCGAUUCAAUCGAUGAUGAUAUUCUGCAGUUAAUUGAAAAAGCUAAAGAAAUUGCGAAAAGAAUAGAAAAUGAUAUAGAAAAGCUGGUCCAAAAAAUAGCUAAUUUAGAACAAGAUAUCGCGGACACAAUAAACCAAGUGGCAUUUGCAACUGAUGAAAACGAAAAAAAGAAAUUGAAAAAUCAAUUAGAACAACAAGUAAUUGAAUUUGAAAAUCUGGACGCACAAUUAAAUUCAUCAUCAUCAAUAGUUCAAUCGACAAAACUUUUAUUGCUUAUUAUGGUGAUUAAUUUUCUUAUAUUCAAAUCAUUCAACUAGUAGUCAAUUUAUAUUUGAUGUUGAAUGAAUAAAUUUUAAAUCAUUUUUUUUUGCGUUUAUUUAAGAUGCCAAUGUCCAAUUCAAUUAAAUUUUAAUGACUAAUUUAAAAUUUUAUUAAAGAAAAAUAAUAAAGAAUUAUGAGAAUCGUGUGAAAAAAAAGGGUGAGGGGUGAUUACAUCACCAUUAUACAUA